AUGCCUUCUCUUUCCAAGAUUGUCAUCCUUCUCGCGGCAGUUCAGCCCCUGUUGGCUGCUCCCGUUCUCGAUACUUCUGUCCAGCCACGGGAUGCUGUCCAGAAUGACGUUGAUGCCGCCAAGCUGCGCAGCUACUGGCCCCGGAACGAGAAUGAUGUUGAUGCUGCCAAGCUUCGGACCUACUGGCCGCGCGAAGCAAACGAUGUUGACGCCGCCAAACUUCGCAGCUAUUGGCCUCGUGACGUGAAUGAUGUCGAUGCGGCCAAACUCCGAAGUUACUGGCCUCGUGAAGCAAACGACGUCGACGCUGCCAAACUUCGGAGUUACUGGCCUCGUGACGGUAAUGAUGUUGAUGCCGCUAAACUUCGCAGCUACUGGCCGCGUGAGGACGCUGAGGCCGAGAAAUAA
Pochonia chlamydosporia 170 is the source of this 408-nucleotide messenger RNA. RefSeq lists its product as hypothetical. The transcript is spliced from 2 exons. The coding region runs from base 1 to 408 and encodes 135 amino acids. The record is from RefSeq and is a predicted model, not a curated record. Lineage: Eukaryota; Fungi; Ascomycota; Sordariomycetes; Hypocreales; Clavicipitaceae.